AUGAUACGCGAUCGUUCAAGUGAAUUUCGGCGAAAAGUUGUCGCAAAUGCAGAAGAUGUACUCAGCGAUCGUAAAGUUAAUGGUACUCCUGAACCGAUUCUACCAUCAAAUUUAUUUUUUGUUGAAGUUGACGAAGUGCGAAAAUUGAUCAUUAAUCUUGCGAAUGAUGUUGCGGAAUUAGAGGUCGAACAAUCAAAUAUUUUAGCAAAAACAAUGAUCGAAGAAUCUCAAAAGGCUGAUUUAGAAAAAGAUAAAAAAAAUAUAAAAUAUUGUCAUGCGGAGGAUAUUGACUUGCGAAUGCGAAAGCAUCAUAUAGAAGUACUUGUAAAAAAGCUUUAUGAUGUUCUAGAAAAUUUCGCUGCCGCACAAGAAGAUUAUCGAAAACGUGCCACAAAACGAAUUAAACGACAAUUAGAACUGGCUGGCGAACAGUUAACUGAUACCGAAAUUAACGAACUUUUUGAUUCAAAUAUUACUCAAAUAUAUAAUCGGGAUUUAACUACGGUUGCCAUGAGGUCAGUAAUGGAUGACGCUAGUUCAAGGCAAAAGGAAAUCCUCAAACUCGAGGAAAGCAUCUCAGAAUUAAAUGAUUUAUACAAUGAUAUGGCAAUACUUUUGCAGCAACAGGGUGAAUUGGUUGAAAAUAUUGAUAGAAAUGUUGAAGAAGCAACAUAUUAUUUGCAUGAAGGAAAUCAACAAGCCCGCAUCGCUAUUUCUUAUAAAAAAGGUGCUAUAAGGAAGAAAAUAUUUAUCAUAAUCGUUAUCACCGUUAUUUUAGUGAUUAUUAUCAUUGCUUUAUUGAUUUAUUUUUUAAUUCGCAAAAAUUAA
Messenger RNA from Dracunculus medinensis (Guinea worm), 828 nucleotides. NCBI's taxonomy places the organism in Eukaryota, Metazoa, Nematoda, Chromadorea, Rhabditida, Dracunculidae. The record is from the annotation of a GenBank genome assembly.